Molecule: messenger RNA, 1547 nt
Organism: Ipomoea triloba (trilobed morning glory)
Lineage: Eukaryota; Viridiplantae; Streptophyta; Magnoliopsida; Solanales; Convolvulaceae
Product: protein JINGUBANG-like
Exons: 2
Coding region: 81-1367 (428 amino acids)
Molecular function (GO): protein binding
Source: RefSeq, a predicted model, not a curated record
UUUGAGUUCAACUUUAAACGAUUCUUCUCUUCUCUCUUCCCCUCUCUCCUCUCUCCUCUCUCUCUCUGUAUCCAGAAACAAUGGGAGUUCUUCCAUGCCAACCAAAUCAAGAACCAGACUCAGAUCAAUCAUCAAACCCUAAAACCCUUUACUCAGAUUCCUCUUCUUCUUCAUCAAAAUCCUUCUCCUCUCUGGCUUCACAGCCAAGUUUACCUUCUGUCCCUUCUUUAACUGCAUCCAUUUCUUCCUUGAUUGAACACCCUUUGUCCUCCAAAGCCUCCCACCACUGCCUGGCCACUCUAAAGGGCGGCGGGGCCUACAUAUUCUGCCUCGCCCUCGCCGGAAAACACCUCUACUGCGGCUCCUCCAACGGCGAUAUCCUCGUCUCCGGCCGAGACCCCAGUCAGGAUGGGAAUUCUAACUCUUCUCUGCGCCUCGUGGCUCAAAGUGGAAGUGCCGUCAAGUCUAUUGUUAUCUUGGGAGAUAAACUCAUCAGUGCACACCAAGAUCACAGGAUCCGAGUGUGGAAAAUCGACAACGAGUUGACUCAUCAUCGGAAACACAACUACUACAAGUGCAUUGCGACGCUGCCGACGUUAAACGACCGGUGCAUGAAGCUGUUCAGCGCUAAGAACUACGUGGAGGUCCGGCGGCACAAGAAAUGCACGUGGGUGCACCACGUGGACACCGUGUCGGCAAUGGCGUUAUCCGCCGACGGCGCCCUCCUCUACUCCGUUUCCUGGGACCGAACCCUCAAGCUCUGGCGAACCUCCGACUUCAAGUGCCUCCAAUCCAUCUGGAACGCCCACAAGGACGCCGUCAACGCCGUCGCCGUAUCCCCCGACGGCCUCGCCGUCUACACCGGCUCCGCCGACAAGAAAAUAAAAGUCUGGGAAGUCAACGCCGGAGACAAACGGCGGCUCAGCCUGGCGGCGACCCUGGAAAAACACAAGUCAACGGUCAACGCCCUCGCGCUGAGCACGGACGGGUCUGUCCUCUACUCCGGCGCGUGCGACCGGUCCAUAAUCGUGUGGGAGAAGGACGGGGGCGGUGGGCCCAUGGUGGUGGCGGGGGCGCUGAGAGGCCACACGAAAGCGAUCUUGAGUCUGGCAGUGGUGGCGGAGUUGGUGGUUAGUGGCUCAGCAGACAAGACCGUGAGGAUGUGGAAGAGAGGGGUUGGUAAGAGCUAUUUUUGUGUGGGCGUGUUGGAAGGGCAUAGUGGUCCAGUCAAAUGUUUGACUGCAACUUUGGACACGAAGAAUAGCAAUACUAAAGAUGAGGAGGGUAAUUGUGGGAAUUCAUACAUGGUUUAUAGUGGCAGCUUGGAUUGUGAUGUUAAGGUUUGGAGAAUUUGGUCCCAAUUUUAGUGUGUAGAUUAAAGGGCAAUUUUUCUUGCUUGUAAUACCCCUUUCUUUAUUGUUCUGAGGAUACUGUACAUAUGGAACAGAGAGAGAGAGAGAGAGUUGAAAUCUAGUAGAGAUUAGUUUAUUAUAAUGAUCAAAUAUAAGAUUUUGUUUUGUUUUGUUUAUUAAUCUACUGAUUUGAUA